Molecule: messenger RNA, 2289 nt
Organism: Mytilinidion resinicola
Lineage: Eukaryota; Fungi; Ascomycota; Dothideomycetes; Mytilinidiales; Mytilinidiaceae
Exons: 2
Coding region: 91-2040 (649 amino acids)
Source: RefSeq, a predicted model, not a curated record
AUGUGAGCGGUGAUACUUGGCACCUUGAACAGCUACCUGAAAUGAAUUCAUACCUGUCAUUCACACAAUCCUCUUGAGACGUCCGCAAAGAUGUGCGAGCCACUGUCCAUCUUCGGUGGCGCCCUGACCGUAGCCAGCACCGCCAUCACCCUCGGCCAGCAGACCUACGAGAUUGUGACUGGUAUCCAAGACGCCCCAGAACACAUUAAACGUCUCGCGACAGACCUCCAAGGAUUUUAUCAUGUCCUCGGGCUGUUAACGCAUGCAUUGAAUGCGCAGAGCAAAACUGCGAACCCAGACGGCCUGCCAGUACAGAUGAUUACCAACAUCCAGGACUUGCUCGAGAAGUGCAUCGAUGUCUUCAAGGACAUAAGUAGAGUCGUACAACCGUUCCUUGAUAGCAACGGCAAUGCUCUCCGAAACUUCACGAAGAGCUUCAAGUGGGAGAUGACCAGGAAGGCAAACGUCAUUCAUAUGCAGAGGACGCUAAGCGACUACAAACUCACGCUGGAGCUAGCAAUAUCGUCGUUGAAUUUCAUCAACUCUUCACAAACUAUUGAUAUGGUCGCGCACUUGCAGAAAGAUUUUCGCAGGCUCCGACGGCAAAUCGAUAGUAGAGGCAGAGAACAGGGAGCCCUGAAACAUCCACCAGCCAAGCAAAAUGCACAAGAGCUGGUAGAAGUCAACGAGGAGACCUACAGUGAACCAAUGCGCCGCUUUCUUGCCCGAACGGCAUCCGUUAUCUCAACUACGUCGACUUCAACACGUAUGACAGACGUAUUCUCCGAUGAUUUGUCUGAUAUUACAUCAAUCUCCGAGUAUGCUGAAGUCCCGGAAAACGAGUUUGUAACAUCGAAACCGAAGGAUCUCGAGUCUGUCGACUACUCAACGGGAUCGUCACCCAAGCUCCCGGAAAUUCGGGAAAUAGACCUUGAAGGCUUUGAAAAAUCUCUUGAAGAUGCCUCUGAAACGGAUCGAUCUAGCGAAGCGAUCGAAGAAAACUUGCCCCAGAAACCUGGGACAUGGAAACGAUGGAAAAACCGCAUGAAGCGGAACGGGAGUAGUCCAAGUUUAGGCUCGUUGCCCGAAUUUGAAAGUCCAUCCACAGUUAGUCCAGCAUCUGACCACGUCCUCUCUCCACAAAGAUCUUUCCAGGUACUGGGGAGGCCUGAGGAUACGAAGACCGCCGAGCGGAGUGUAUCGCCGGGGCCAUUCGGGGGAACCGUCAGACAAACGGUCGGUAGAGUGCCAGUGCCUAUUGGUGCUGAAUUGACCAAGUCGUCAAGUGUGCCAUCGGUCCCUCUCCAAGACCGCGAAAGCACGCUUAGGCCUCCCGAACACGUUCCACAUCGAUCUGUUACCACGCCAAUCAGUACACUAGCUUCGCUAUCCCUACAAAGCAAACCAUACGGGCUUUCGCGGUUCGCUUCCCCUCACAAUGAACCUGAAACGGAAUCAUCCACGUCUGGAGGGAAUGAUAGAGAUGCUUUACUCAGUUCUCUCAGACGCGGCGCUUCGAAAUCGAUAAGCCGUGAUGACGACACGAAAAACAGCUCUCCCAUAGACCCUUCGUCUCCUUGCAAAGCUUGCAACAAUGCCAUUGGAGGAGAGAAGCAUUACACAAUCCGCUCUCACAAGUGGCACGUGCAAUGCUUUCGGUGCAACUCCUGCAAGGUGCUUCUUCAAUCAGAUGCAUCCACAAUGUUCCUAGUGAAGGACGACUUUCUGGUCUGCAAUAGCUGUGCAUACAACUGUCAGGCUUGCGACCGGCGCGUUGACGAUCACGGCCCAAAUGACGAAGGCCUAACGGGAAGCUAUGGGAGAAUCCAAUCAAUGACCCAGUCACCUGGUCUCAAUCUAUGCCCGGGGCUGUUUUUCUGUCACGACUGCCACAAAAGCAUCAGAAACAUGAGAUACGCAAGGACUCGCCAAGGUAUAUUUUGCUUAGCAUGCCAUCCGCAGACCAUGUCGGAAUAUGAGCGCGAGCGAAGAGAGCGAGAACGCGAGAAAAUGCGAGCAGUGCCUGUACUUGUGGGAUGAAUACGGUUUGAUGGCGAAGGGCGAGAGCUUCCCGCGCAUGUUCAACGCUCCUUGAACUGAAGGCAAAGCGUUGGAGCAACAACGCGCCGCUUAUCCUUUCGGACAUCGGCUAGUAGCCAGGAAAGGUCGAGCUCGCAUUCCUCGUACGCAAGUGCGGGAUCCAAUCAGCGACGGCCACAAUACGAGCCACAUGCAUCAUCGUGGAGCGCUGCGCAGCCUUACCCGGCAUCACCUAAUCUACCAUCGGAG